CCGGGCUGGGCGGGCUCCCAGGACGAGCGGUGGGACCGGGCCGGUGCGUCCCGAUGCAGUGCUGACCAGUCCCCGCAGGCCCGGUCCCCUCAGGCCCGGUCCCCGCUCCGGGCGGCGGCGCCGUGGGAGCAGCAGCGCGGGGCUGAGGGACGGCCAUGGGCCGCAGCCGCUCCCGGUCACCGCCGCGGCGGGAGCGCCGGCGCUCGCGCUCCACGUCCCGGGACAGGGACAGGCGGCGGCGGGAGCGAUCGCGGUCCCGGGACAGGGACAGGAGGAGGAGCCGGUCCCGCUCCCCACACCGGAGACGAUCCAGGUCCCCACGCCGGCACCGCUCCAGCUCCUCAUCACCAGCACGGCCCAAGGAGCGCCGGGAUGAGGAGAAGAAGGAGCUCAAGGACUCCAAGAAAGAGCGACAGAUCACAGAGGAGGAUUUGCAGGGCAAGACAGAGGAGGAGAUCGAGAUGAUGAAGAUGAUGGGUUUUGCCUCUUUUGAUACCACCAAGGGGAAGAAGGUGGACGGCGCUGCCAACGCCUAUGCCAUUAACGUGUCCCAGAAGAGGAAGUACAGGCAAUACAUGAACAGAAAAGGAGGAUUCAACAGGCCCCUGGAUUUCAUCGCCUGAUGCUGAGAGACGACUCCCACCACUGAAGGAUUUCGCUUCCCUGCACUCUUCUGGGUGGCUCCAGUGCUGGAUUCCAGUGGAAUUUGGGUUAUUCCCAACAAAUCCCACAGCCAGAGCCGCCAUGAGUUUCCAUUUCUCAGAUUUUUGUCAUUAUUUUUGUCACAACAAAGGUCAGUUUCUGGCUGGGAUUUUGCUGUGUUUUCCCUGGUCUUGGUUUGUUUCCCUGUUAAUAAAACCCCAGAUGAUUUUUUUUUCUUCUA
This is a messenger RNA of Sturnus vulgaris (Common starling), 883 nucleotides long. RefSeq names its product small nuclear ribonucleoprotein U4/U6.U5 subunit 27 (gene SNRNP27). Gene Ontology annotation, biological process: RNA splicing. The record is from RefSeq and is a predicted model, not a curated record. Gene Ontology annotation, cellular component: precatalytic spliceosome. Lineage: Eukaryota; Metazoa; Chordata; Aves; Passeriformes; Sturnidae.